Ectocarpus sp. CCAP 1310/34 is the source of this 1728-nucleotide messenger RNA. The record is from the annotation of a GenBank genome assembly. Lineage: Eukaryota; Phaeophyceae; Ectocarpales; Ectocarpaceae.
AUGCCCGGGCCCACUCCGGCUGGUCUCGCAGGUUUUCGCUCCCGAUCUGCUGGCCCAGCCGCCUUCCAGCAGCUGCCGUGGUCAUUGCCCACCAUCUCUCGCUUGCUGGUGGAGAAAUCCCCCGCCACCGCCGAGCGGCAGCGUGGGCUCUCCCGUGGGGGCCACUCAGCCGCCACUGCUGACUGCAUCCGCCACGACGCUGCCAGGCUCCUCCUUCUUCACCGACUCCUCCACCAGGGCCGCCAAUUACGAAAUCGGCAGUCGCAAACUUGCAAGGUCUGCCUCGCGGCCCUCCUCCACCGGCGAGCGGAUCUGUUUUCUGUUGACCACUCCUAGAGCCGGAGUGAUUGCCGGGUAUGCCCGUAUUUGUGUCCAGUGACUAGAAAGUCUCGUUGAUUGCUUGUAUUAGAUCUGCAGGACAAACGCGCGACAGACAGAGGAGAAAGAGAGUGCCCCACACAGGCUGACGCAGCAUGAGGGUGCCCCACACAGGCUGACGCAGCAUGAGGGCACCGCAGAAUCAUCCAAGUCUACUACAACAGGUACCACAGCGGGUUCCUUCAUGUACGAAGCACAGAACCGUUCCCCAGAUCCUUCCUACAUAUGCACACACACGAACACCCUCCCUGGUUCCUUACGCUAGUAAUUGACCAUCACCGCGUGUUGCUCAACGUACCCGGACACCACCGAAAAACCAAAUAGAAAAAAAAGGCUUGCAAGGGAAAACCCGGCCUCCGAGCCAAAAACCCUCGCAAUGAUUCCAAGACUGCCAAAAACAAACAUCAUCGUUGUCAUCUCAAUUACUCCAAUUUCCUACAAACGAAGGCCAAACACAGUGCUACGUUGGCACUUUAUUUCAGCUACUCCAAUUCCCCUUCAUGGCGACAUACCAAGCGGACCAAACUACAUCGAUGGUUCGAAUGAUCAUCUCAACAUUUUCAGGGAAAAACAAACAUCAAUAUACCAACGCUAGCUGAAACACAGCUGUGCUCUCCCGCGACAUCUGGCCUCCAAUUCGAACAACAAGGAACGACGUUGAUACGAUCAAAACACGGUAGCGACUGUUGAGGGGAGGUCGUCAGAGACAUGCACGUUCACUAACAUCAGGUUAACGCCACAUUGGAUGCCCUCCCAUAUUGUGCGACCAAACACAAGAGUACUCAAAUUGCUACCAGUAUUCUCUGCUACAGGUACCAACCGGAUUUGUCGGUCUCAGCGGGGGUCUUCUCUCCAUUGCCAAGUAGACUCCGGUUCCUCCCACCCACCCGCAAAAACCCCUGCUGCUGCUCGCCACCCUGGUAAGCGCGCCGACUACAACGACAAAUGCCCACGCUGCCCCCCCUACAUCUGGAAGCGCGUUGGCGGAGAUCUGUGAUGACUGUGCAGCUCCCCCCUUCAUCUGGAGAACCGCCCAACCGAAAAGCCCAGCGCUGCCCUCCCUACAUCUGGAGGCGCGCAGGUGAAGAAAUGCCGCCCUCCUCUACAUCUGGAGAGCAUUAACCGGCGUUGCCCCCCCUACAUGUGGAGGCGCGCCGGUGAAGAAAAGUUGCCCUCCCCUACAUUUGGAGAGCGUGGACCCGCGUCGUCCCCCCUACAUCUGGGGACGCGCCGGUGAAGAAGUGCUGUCCUCCCCUGCAUCUGGAGAGCGUUGACCUGCGCCGCCCCCCCUACAUCUGGGGGCGCGCUGGAACUACUGCCCCCCACGUCUGGGGUGCGUCGGCUGGCGCU